AUGGGAUCCCUUUUGCCGGCUAGGGCUCCCAGAAGGGAGAGCAGCGCAAAGCAGCUAGAAUAUUGCUCAACUGCUGGGUCGGACGGAGACGUCGAGGAUAAUUGUGAUGAGAAUGGGAGACAGACUAAGCAUCGGCAACACAGUACUUGCCGACAAGUAUACGGAAUUCUCGAUGAGUGUUCCGGCGACGACUUGGUCUAUCUUGGGAAAGAUGACAGUGGAGGGCUUGGGGGAAUCGUCGGUGCCUGGCUCUUCAGUGAAAAGACAGAGGCCUACAUCCAGCAGCAUAAAGGUUUCACUGACGGCACCAAUAAAGUGUGGAAGCUGAAUAAAGCGCUAUAUAGCCUGAGGCAAUCACUGAGAAUCUGGCACGAGACCCUCACUAAAUUCUUGCUCAGACUGGGUUUCAAGCAGUCAACGCAGGAUGCCAGCGAGUUCCUUAGAAACAGUAUCAUCCUCGCCGUACAUGUGGAUGACCUCGUUACCGCUGAGGAAUUUAGUGAGGGUCUCGUGCGAGAUCCUUGGUGA
This is a messenger RNA of Metarhizium album ARSEF 1941, 528 nucleotides long. Its product is annotated as Reverse transcriptase, RNA-dependent DNA polymerase. The transcript has a single exon. Lineage: Eukaryota; Fungi; Ascomycota; Sordariomycetes; Hypocreales; Clavicipitaceae. Bases 1 to 528 code for a protein of 175 amino acids. The record is from RefSeq and is a predicted model, not a curated record.